This is a messenger RNA of Ictalurus punctatus (channel catfish), 3340 nucleotides long. RefSeq names its product phospholipase B1, membrane-associated. Gene Ontology annotation, cellular component: brush border membrane. Gene Ontology annotation, molecular function: phosphatidylcholine lysophospholipase A1 activity; retinyl-palmitate esterase activity; A2-type glycerophospholipase activity. Gene Ontology annotation, biological process: phospholipid metabolic process. Lineage: Eukaryota; Metazoa; Chordata; Actinopteri; Siluriformes; Ictaluridae. The transcript has 16 exons. The record is from RefSeq and is a predicted model, not a curated record. The coding region runs from base 72 to 1331 and encodes 419 amino acids.
GUGCAUUGAAGCUCUAAUCCCGAACCAAUAGCUGGUUCAUUCAUUUGUCCUUCAUUUGAUGAUCAGAAAUCAUGAAGCUUUUUCUCUUUGCUGUAACCACACACGUUCUUUUGUGCCAUGUAAAAGGAAACUGGUGGCAGGAUUAUAAAGAAACCAUAAAGCACUUCAGUCAGGAGACACUUUAUCAGGAGUACCCAGAUAAAGUUCGGCAGCAGGAUUUCCAGCAUCCACCUUUCCAAUGUCCAGAUAUGAGCCCUUCUCCCACUGUACCCACGUCAGUGGAAAAGGUGAAAGCAGCUGACAUUAAAGUCAUUGCCGCUUUAGGAGACUCUCUGACUACAGCCAUUGGUGCCAACGCGUCUACAGUCCUGGGAGUGCCAAUCGAGUAUCGUGAUGUGUCAUGGAGUAUUGGGGGCCAUGGAACAUAUCGUGAUGUUAUCACUCUCGCAAACAUUGUGAAACUCUUUAACCCGGAUGUAAUUUUUCCGGCACCUAAGAGGACCCUGAAUGAUCGUCCUUCAAGUCUUAAUGAGACCGGCUUUAAUUUAGGCGUCACUGGUCACAACACAGUGAAUUUCUCUGAACAGGCCAGGAACAUGAUUGACACCUUCAAAACCUACCCAGGGUUAAACUUUAAAGAGGAUUGGAAGCUUGUGACCAUUUUAAUUGGGAUGAAUGACAUCUGUGAUUAUUGCAAGGACAAAAAAUUGUUCUCACCUGACAACUUCAUCAAGUACCUCACAGCCUCCCUAGAUAUGAUGAUGAAUGAGGUUCCUCGACUGAUUGUGAACAUGGUGCAGAUUUUUACUAUGAAGCCUCUGAGGGAGGUUCAGGAGCCCACCCUAGCCUGCCAACUCCAAAAGAGUUUCUGUUCAUGUUUGGUCAGGCCUGAAGAGAACUCCACUGAACUGGCAGAGCUGACUGAAGUAAAUCUGGAAUUCCAGAGGAGACUGGAGGAGCUGCUGAACAGCGAUCGUUACUUUAAAGAGGAUUUUGCUGUGGUUCUGCAGCCGUAUGCCACAUACGCCCAGCCACCCAGACUAGCUAAUGGCAAAAUCGAUUUUAGUUACUUCUCCCCAGACUGUUUCCAUUUCACCAUAAAGGGUCACGAGGAGCUGGCCAAGGGUCUCUGGAACAACAUGUUUCAACCGCCAGACAAGAAAGAUUUAAUCAAGAUCUUCUCAGAGCCAGUAAAACUCAUCUGUCCGGCAGAGGAGCAUCCUUACAUAUACACCAGACCCAAAGCUCUGUCCUCUGCAAACCAUCUGCAAGUCAUCUGGACUCUUUUAACCCUUACAGGCCUCAUUACCAUCUACAACAACAUACAUUAAGUGCAUUCUUUAUGCUUCAGUCCUGUUUUUACCACAACCUUUUCAACUAUUCUUCAUACGUUUGUAUCGGUCCAUAGAUCGUAAAUAUGGUAUAACAAUCUAUGGUACAUCUUAAAACACACUUGAAGUAUGAAGGGAGGAAUUAUGCAUUUUUAUCUUUCACUUUGAUGAGCUUAUCAUCGAAGCGUCCAUGACUGGAGCAGACUUUUCAGUAGGAUUACACUAUACUGAGUAUAUUUACUAAUUACUCUCAUAAUAACUUACCAGCUAUUUUCCUAAUUCAACUAAUUUGUUGAAUACCGAGUACCGAUGGAGUAAAAGACUAUGUAAAAACCAGCUUCAACAAAAAUACCCACCAGUUCCAAAAUCCAGAAUGUCCAGUUCCUCAUUUUGCCUCAUUUUGUAAAGGCCGUUUAAUAAAAUGAAAACCUGGAUGUCUCUACAAAUCAGGUUUGAGUUUGCCCUUGAACACACUACUCACACAAAUAAAAGCAUAUGAGGUAUGCCAUGUGAGGUGCAAUUUGCCUUUUGUAAAAGGACAUUGCAACCGAAUGCAAUACCUAUUGGGUAAGUCCUGCUUAUUAAGUCUAAAUUCAGGUUGACAGAAACCCUCUUGCCUCUGAGGGUCAUUUAAACGUACAACUCUAAUAAAGUAAUGGAAGGCUCUUAAUAGCAUUGCUACAUUAACAAACCAAACCUUUCAAUGGAAAUGGGGAUUCCUUCAAGAGAAAACAUUGCACUGACAAGGGUGAGAUAAACAAUAAUAUUGAACCACACCCUGUAUUUGUCCUAUUUGUACUUUGGUUUCUGUGAGCUUAUCAUACUCAGGGCUUAUCAUUGACUUGAACUACAUUUCAAAAGAUAAUGUUCAUUCAGUUCUCAUUAUUAAUGCUUUUUUUUUUUUCAUUGUUCUUUUUAGUAUUUACAAUCUCUAAGUGACGAAUUAGUCUGUAAAUGAAUCACGGACUGAUGAACAGACAAAUGAACAGACAUCUAUAAUUGUAUGUACAUAUUUAAUAAGUAUAACAGUGUAUAUCUUUCAAAAAAUACAUCAGCAAUGGCAUGUAUAUAUUCAUUGUGUGUAGAUCAUCAUUUUGAACUUGUAAUGUCAUUAUUGUAAUAAAUGAAUGCACAAUGAUUUUUAAAUGCACUUUUCAAAACUUACUAUGCUACAAAAAUACAGUUACUAUACUAAAGUACAGUGCAUAGUCUAUGAAUAUAGGACUGUAUUCUGAGUUGGCAACUUAAGUCGGUGAUGAAUUUAAAAUUUAUGUCAAUUUUUACAUUAGGAAAGUUACUGGUAUUCAGAUAUUUUCAAUAGCAUCUAAGCAGUAAGGGAUUGAAAAUGUGGAAGGAAAUGAAGAAGGAAAUAAUGUUUUUUUUGUUGUUGUUGUUGAUGUCAUAUAACACAAUUUAAUAUAAAAGCAAGAGACCAUUUAAAACUGAAAAAAUAAGAAGACUAAUACAGAGAUAAGGUAACACAAUGGUGCAGUGUGCCGCAUCACAGCCUUCCUGGUUUGCGCUUGAGCUUGGGUUACUUUCUGUACAGAGUUUCACAGGUUCUCCUUAUAAUUGUGUGGGUUUCCUCCAGGUUCUCUGGUUUCCUCCCACUGUCUGAAAACCUGCAGGUAGGUGGAUUGUCUAUGCUAGAUUUCCCUUGCGAAUAAGUCUGUAAAUGGUGCCCCGUGAUGCUAUACACCAUUACAUUAUUUUUGAUAUCCUGCUAUCCAGUGAAUUUAUCGGAAAGGAAUUACGUCUGGGUGUCAGUUAUCUCUGAUGACCUCUGAAGUGCUUACUCUUUUCGUAAAUGUCCUACACAGCAAAAUCACCAGUGUCGAUUUAACACCCACAGUGUUGCAUUCACAUCCUUCAGUUUUUAGUAACACUCUGGGAGCUAAUUCAACACUAGGGAAUUUACUGAGUACUUUAAAAAUGGCUGUAGUGAAUUCGAUAGCAAAAAGUCUCACUUUGAAUCAUUACCCUCAAUUUAAUGUUUAAAAAAAUGUGUA